AUGCCUGCCCAAGACUCUCAAGAUUAUGAUCCGCUUUAUAAGAUCAAACCAGUUAUUGAUCAUUUUGCACAUGUCUUCAAAAGACAUUUCCAUCCCUCGCAAAACAUUGCCAUAGAUGAAAGUACGGUAGGUUUUAGAGGUCGCACACCUCAUCUUCGACAGUACAUGCCGCAAAAAAGGCAUGCAAGGUUUGGUGUCAAGCUGUGGUGCCUUUGUGAUACUGAAACUGGUUAUACUCAUGCCUUUGAGGUGUAUAUGGGGGUCAGGCAGGAAGAUAGUAGUGGUGAGGGUUUCACUUACAAUUUAGUGAUGUGUUUGAUGAGGCAGGCUGACCUUUUAUAUCAAGGUUACCAUCUAGGACUUGAUAAUUAUUUUACUUCUCCCCAGCUAUUCCAGGACCUCUACAACAUGAAAACUACUGCUACUGGUACAGUAAGAAAAAGUAGGAAGGGGCUUCCAAAGAAUUGCGUAAAUGCCUCCUUGGCAAACCAGAAAGUGUGUGAAAGGAGGAAGAGACCUCUUUUGUGUGUUGCAUUCAAGGAUGGUAUAAACCAACCAAUUUUUCUUUCAACAAUAUCAAAGGGGGGUUAUUCUGACUAUACAAAUAGCAGGGGGAAGGUGGAAACAAAACCAAAUGUCAUUGAUUAUAACAAAUGUAAGGGGGGCGUCGACCUCAAAGACUCAAAGCUGUACAAGUAUUUGGCUGAGAGGCGUACAGUCAAAUGGACAACAAAGGUAGCCUUUGCUCUUUUUGGGACUGCUGUUCUAAACAGUUAUAUACUGUACAUAAAGCAUACAAGCUCCCAGAACAGAAUGCCACGAAAGCACUACAUGCUUUCAAUAAUUGAGGCUUUGGUUGAGGACUACAGACCGAAACGGCCAUCACACAAAAGAAGAAGCAAUGCAGAGAUUGCUGCAAGCAGGGAAGCUCGAAUUGAGCCACCUUCACAUGAGAUUGCAGUUCCUGAAGAUGUUCAUGAGUUACAUAAAUUGCCCAAAAGUAAGCUGAGAAUGUGUGUCGCUGGGCAUGAACGCAGAGUACGCUCUACUUGGGAAUGCCAAAAGUGUGAUGUUGGGCUUUGUGCUGCAUGCUUUGCUUCAUAUCAUAAGAAGAAAACAGAGUAA
Messenger RNA from Macrobrachium nipponense, 1125 nucleotides. Its product is annotated as piggyBac transposable element-derived protein 4-like. The transcript has a single exon. The record is from RefSeq and is a predicted model, not a curated record. NCBI's taxonomy places the organism in Eukaryota, Metazoa, Arthropoda, Malacostraca, Decapoda, Palaemonidae. The coding region runs from base 1 to 1125 and encodes 374 amino acids.